This is a messenger RNA of Daucus carota subsp. sativus, 742 nucleotides long. RefSeq lists its product as uncharacterized. The transcript is spliced from 2 exons. NCBI's taxonomy places the organism in Eukaryota, Viridiplantae, Streptophyta, Magnoliopsida, Apiales, Apiaceae. Bases 134 to 604 code for a protein of 156 amino acids. The record is from RefSeq and is a predicted model, not a curated record.
AAAGAGGUGCAUGUAUAUUUAUAUAGAUCGAGGGUGGAGCAUACAGUAAUAAUUUUUGCAUCAGUAGUUACUUGAAUCAAAUUAUUACUAGGUGCUGAAUUUUACGAGAAAAUAUACAGAGCUUGGGAUAGAAAUGUACAUGAAAAUAUUACCCGUGUUUCUGCUGUUUUUCCGGCUUCAACAUCUCCGUGCAUCAAGUUAUACAUCUUCCCCACAUUCGUCGCUCUCAGCCAGCAACAAGGAGCAACUCAUACACAAAGGAUAUAUGCUAAAACAAGAGUUAGAAAUAGAAGAAAAAGCUGUGAGUAGCGUCAACAGACGUGCUGGUGGCGGAGGUGGAGGUCAUGGGGGGCAUGGUGGCGCAGCUCACGGAAGCAGCCACGGUGGGAGUCACGGGCAUGGAGUAGGAGGAGGUGAUAGCAGUGGUCUACCCAAGUAUGGAGGAGUUGUUGCUGGAGCAGGUGCUGGUGGUGCUUAUGAAAGAAACAACCAUAACUCUGGCAAGCAUAGUGGUGCUUCUAGUUGCUGCGUUCAUCCUGUUCAUCUUCAUUAUCUGUUAUCAUUAGCAACUAUAUUACGCCUAACUUGGCCGAUUUUAGUAUAGCUGAAUCCAGAUGCAUAUAUGUUAGAAAAAUGAAAAUUUAGGGUACAAUUAAACUAUUCACUCGAUGUAAUUUACGAAUUCUAAUGAUUGGAGGUUGUUCCUUUUAACGAGCACUUAAAUUCUCAUGUUUGUAUUUAA